AUGCCAAAUUCUCCAAAUAAAAUUUACGACUCGCUACUUGUCAUUCGUCGAGUUGCUGUGAAGAAAAUGGAAGAAUCCACUUCCGAACUCCGAAAACUUGUAGAAGACAUGAGGGCAAAGCACCUCGUCACUUUCAAGGAGGUCGACAGGGUGGAGCUCAUGGGAAAAUACGAGGCCGACGCAAAGGAGUGGAUCGAAAAAUCGACCAAACAAAAAUUGAUCCCCUCUGAAUUUACAUCCAAGACGGGGCUAAUCAUCGAAGUCGAGAUACCCGGUAUGGAAAUGUACCCGACAAAACACGACUUCCCUAAAGGAUUAUCCUCGCUUCGACCUUUCUACAGUACCAUCUUCAGGAAUUUUUGGAGCCACGAGUCUUUGUCGAUAAAAUUCUAUGCAACAAAGAAAGAAGAUAUUCGGAAGUUGCUAAAUAUUCUCAGCUCUCCACCGUGGGAGACAGCAUCUCUGUGGGGCGGCGGUCGGUUCGGUUUCUACAAUGAAAGUGACUUCCCAGCAGAGAAAGACGUCUACGCUUGGGCAAAUGCAUAUCCGAUACUGGCCUUUUACGGUUUUGGCAAAGGUAUCAACUUCACGGCUCUCGUCUUGAAGAAUUUACAGAAAUGGCUAGACGGGGCUGAAAUCACCCACAGUUUUGCCCAAUUCCACGAUGGACCCUGGAAUUUCCCCUUCAUCGGCAAGAAGCAAGAAGCUUUCGAGAAGAAGUACAACGUCCGGAUCGUUAUGUAUGAAAAUUCGAGCGCAAGGUUGUUUUGCCUAUUC
Molecule: messenger RNA, 777 nt
Organism: Mesorhabditis spiculigera
Lineage: Eukaryota; Metazoa; Nematoda; Chromadorea; Rhabditida; Rhabditidae
Source: the annotation of a GenBank genome assembly